Molecule: messenger RNA, 4808 nt
Organism: Anopheles aquasalis
Lineage: Eukaryota; Metazoa; Arthropoda; Insecta; Diptera; Culicidae
Gene: Aplip1
Product: JNK-interacting protein Aplip1
Biological process (GO): JNK cascade; regulation of JNK cascade
Cellular component (GO): cytoplasm
Molecular function (GO): MAP kinase scaffold activity; JUN kinase binding
Source: RefSeq, a predicted model, not a curated record
ACUCCACGGACGGACGGGUCCUCGUCUCCUGGGUGCUGGCCUAGUAGAGUGGUGAAUUGCGAAAAAAACCGCUGAAAAAGUUACCCUUUUCCGCACCAUCUUUCGCUCGGCAAAUCCUGGACGGAUAUCGAGUGUGACUGGCUCCGAAGUGGUCUUCCGGUGUUCCUUGGUUAUAGAUCCCCGUUCCAGGUGUUCAAUGCAGGGGUGGAAUGUCUGGAACGGGUUUGCGUUGCGUGCCGUUUUGCGUGUGAAAAGCUGUUCCGUGGAAAAGCAUGUGCGCUUGUGUGUGUCUGGUGUGUUGGUGUUGUGUGGUGUGGCUGAAAAGUAUGCACCAGCAGCAGUAGGCCGUUAAAGCGAACACCUCAACGUAUUCCAUAUCACAAGGUGGGCCACCUCCAAUCCAACGGCCAUCCAGGGGAAAGUGAAAAGCGUGAAAAAUCUCCCGGGAAAAUCAUCAUCUUUUUCGCUUUCGUGAUUCCGUGAGUCACCAAAGCCGCAACAAUGGCCGACACGGAGUUUGAGGAGCUCCGCCAGAAUCUGGAUGCGUUGCCAACGUUCCGCAGAGCUCCGGCACCGUUCUACUCGUUGGUGGGUGACGUCGAGCUGGACCUGGAAGAUAGUCCAUCAUCGAAGAGCGAAGCCUCAGACCACGAUGAGGAGGAGGAAGAGGACGAGUGUCGGCGGUCGAGCGUCGGCACCAUGGAUGGUCUCACAUCGGUCGGCGAUCCAGUGCCGAAAGGGACCCCGAGCAAAACGCAGCAGAUCAUACAGACGAUCAGUGCGAUCAGCACGAGCAGCAGUAGCAGUACGGGCGAGGAAGACGACGAGCUCGGUGAUGGGCUGCGGACCACCGUAAGCACGGCAGGGGAUCAUCAGCGGAAAUCAUCGGCAACCGGUCAGAACCUUCACCAUCACCACAUCGAGGACUAUCAGGAGCAAUCGCUUGGUUGCGGUAGCUCCGGACCGGACAGUUUGCUCUCCGUGACACCGCACACCGCAUCGGAAGUGGACGCAGACGAAUCGACCACUAGCAAGGUUCCACCGCUCACAGGCGCCAGUACCGCCGCACCAUCGCUACCGGUCCAAGCAGGCACCGCAGCGACCAGUGCACAGCUUGCUCGGACCAGCUCACUUCCCUGGAUACCGGGUCAGGUCGAGCGACGACGGCGCAAGUUGCCGGAGAUUCCGAAGAAUCGAAAAUCUUCCGUGUUGCAGCUGCUCACCGGACAAGCGUCACUGGCGGAUGAGCUGAGUGCUAGCAGCAGCAGCAGCAAUCGUACCAGCGGCAAGCUAAACAGCAAUCCGUACACCGCGGCCCCCUCCCAUCACGGUGCGCCGGGCAGUUUCUUCAAGCAGAGCUCACUGCUUGCCCUCAAAUGUAGCUACCUGCUGGACGAGGACUCGAGCCCGGACUCGGAGCGGUUGCAGAGCCUCGGUGAUGUGGAUAGUGGCCACAGUACGGCACACUCACCGAACGACUACAAGAGCAUGUCGCCCCCGGUCCCGCAGGCGGCCUCACCGGUCACCUCACCCUUCCCACCACCGUACGGUGGUGUACCGUUCAGUCAGCUCGAGAUGCUCGAGGCAACACACCGCGCCCUGCACAAGUUCAUCCCACGGCACCACGACGAGAUCGAGAUCGAGAUCGGUGAUCCGGUGUACGUGCAGAAGGAGGCCGAGGAUCUGUGGUGCGAGGGCGUAAACCUGCGCACUGGGCGCCAAGGUAUCUUCCCCUCAGCGUACGCCGUCGAUCUCGAUUACAAUGAUUUCGAUCCGACGUCGAUCGAGAUGAAGCGCGAACGGUACCUUCUCGGUUACCUCGGUUCGGUGGAAACGAUGGCCCACAAGGGCACGGGUGUCGUGUGCCAGGCGGUCCGCAAGAUUGUCGGCAACACGACCGGCACCAGCAGUGAGUCACCGAAAGCACAACCCUGCAUACUGGAGAUCUCCGAUCAAGGCUUGCGCAUGGUCGAUCGGUCGAGGAACAAGAAAACCAAGGGCCCCUGUAUAGACUACUUCUACUCGCUGAAGAACGUGUCGUUCUGCGCGUUCCAUCCACGUGAUCACCGGUACAUCGGCUUCAUCACCAAACACCCGACGGUGCAGCGGUUCGCGUGUCACGUUUUCCAGGGAACGGAAUCCACCCGACCGGUAGCGGAGGCCGUGGGACGAGCAUUCCAGCGAUUCUACCAGAAGUUUAUAGAAACGGCAUAUCCGAUCGAAGACAUCUACAUAGAUUAAGCGAGACUGGAUGGUCUGCGUUUGGAGCAGCAUUAUCCGGAAGGAAAAAAAAACGGAAAGGACAUCCCCAGCACGAGCUCACUCAACCGUCACCGCACUCACCAACAGCAAAAAAAAAAAAAUCCCAUCACACCGACACAAACACCGCGUUGCCCCUCCAAUGGAGCCAGCUUGAAUCGUAUAGUUCAGUGUUCAGUUAUCGCUUAUCACCCCUCUAUGUUCCUUACGGGAGGUUUGCCAGGAUGCAGCACCUGGAUUGUUAAAUUGUGAGGUGAGAUGAGGCUGAAGCAGAGAGCGAGAGUGUGUUUCGGAAUGCAUUUUUGGCCGGUGCUACAGGUGCGCUCCUAUUUGCUAGGUUAAGCAACACGAAACCAAAGAAAAUCAAUGUUAGAAUUAGCUGUUUCUGCUGUUUCCUUUUCUGUAGCUUUCUGCAAUGGCUGCCCUUUUGUUUAUCAGUUGUAGAGUUGUAGCUUAAUAGUGCAAUUUCGUUCGGUUAUCGGUUAGGUAAGGGAAUCCUGCAGCAGAAUCCCAUCGACGGUAGUGCUUGAUAGAGCCAGUAAUUAGGGCACACAUUUCGGGACAGCUUUGUAGAUUGACUUUUUGUACAACCCGUUUCCUUUACUCCUUUAUCCAUCUAUAGGACAACGUUUGUGUCUUUUGCAAACGCUUCAAACUAAACAGAGGGAAACUGCAGAGAUAAAGAGAGAGAUUAAAGGCAUUCGUAUUGGACAAGUCGGUUACUUUGGCUUCUUUAGGUAUGUUCGCUCUGCCAGAUAUCGCAUUCGUUCCGUUGCGCUCAAAGGCAAGCAAUAGAGGAUCAGGAGAGGGUUCAGGUGUUCAAGCACACACAUGAGUGGAUGAGCUGCGAUUUGUGAUCGGAUGAAGGUGAGCAGAGAAAUCACGGCAAGUGAUUAACUUCGGAGGAGGCUCAGGGGAGGAUUUGGAGUGCUACAAAGAUACACAACAAUGAGUUCCAAUCUCUUGCUCUUUCCGCAUCACGUGUAUUCUGGCGCUCCUUCGAAUUCCUAUGUAAAUAUGUUAGGAUGAAAGCCGAAAAGAAAAAGAAAACAUCAGGAAUGUGGCCUAUUCACGAAAGGUUCACAAAAGAGAAAGAACGCACGUUGGGACGUUAUGGAGGAAAUGAAACUAUAUUUAUAGUACAGAAAUAGGAAUGCAAGCUAAAGCGAAAGCAUAAUAUAGGUACAGGCAAGCAAGCUGGAUCCUGCAGACAGCUCGUUUGCAUUUUGCUUUUCCAAGAAAAAUCGAAUGACUAAAAAGAAAACGGUAACCAAAUCGCUUCAACCCAACCUCUGCUAUGGGUCUGCGCAAACGUUUGAACUUUUUGCUACUUGCUACGAAUGAAUAAAUUGUGGUUGAAAGUGGUCAACGUUAAACUCUAGCUCCCUGACAACAACCUGCACCGUGCACCAUGUUCGUGUUUAAGUUUUGGCUGUUCGUUUUCCAAAAGAUCACCAUUCCAUGGUGUAGCAAGAUCGUAUGCAGAAUGCAUACGCAUCUGUUCUGUACCGUACAACAGAAGACAGAAUCGAAGGGCGAAAGGCGCCUAAAUUGCUAGUAAAAUUGACCAUACAUCAUCAUCCACGGUAACCGUACUAAGCGGCAAGUAUUAUGGGUAACAAAGAAUAAUAAAAAACACUUCAACGCAAGGACUCACACAAAAACAUACAAUACUAACAUACAAUUCGUUGUCAUGCUACUAUAAUCACUAUCUUCAGAGAGGCUAGAGUGAAAACGAGCAACAAACAUAGAGAGAGAGACGUGGUUUAAUAGAGGAUAACGAGACAAGAGGAGGAGAACAAACUCAACAGAAACCAACCAAGCACUAUACCCUUCUUUCAUACAAUAAUGCAUUUAUUCGAGCAACAAAAAAAAAGAAAUAUAAAAAGAGUGCAAAAUGAAACGCAUUACGAAAUCUCAAUAACAUCAGUUGGAAAACUUCAGCAACAAUCUAAUGAACAAUAAAGAAAAAAGAAACAAAUGCAUUCCACAUGCGAUGAGUAGCGAACGAUCUGUUCCACCUCGGAAGAACCGCGGAGGAAGGGGUCACUUUCACAUUUAAUCUACAAAAUUUAUCCAGAAAAUGGCGUUGAGUAGAGCAUUCUCUUGGGAGCGGAAAACGAUCGACGCUCGCUGAAACAUUGGCAACAACGGCAGCAACAGCAGCAGCAAACAUAAACACUACACAAAACAUGGGGAAAGGGACGCUCUCUGCAUCCCGGAAACACCGUAAGGGUUACCGGGACACACGCUGCGAUGGGUCGGUGGAAAUUGGUUUGGGGAAAGUAUUUACUAUAAUCAGGGAUAGGGAGAGCAACAGUGCUGCUGUUGACGACGAUGUUAACGGAUUGGGCGCAGCGGAUAGGAAAAGUGUCUUUAAUGCUUCUAGUGCGUACAGUAGAAGAGGGUACAAAGGGCAUGUUGCGAAUGAAAGGGAAGCAGAGCAGCGAAAAGUCAGCAGCAGCAGCAGCAGCAGUUAGAACAAUGAGAAAAGCCUAUGUUUAAAACAAAAGUGCAAAAAUGUAAACCAGCAGCAAAUAAAACUUACU